AUGUCUCUAUCCUAUCUCUGUCUUCAUUCACAAAGAAAGAAUUAUCUCUUCCCUCUCUCUUUUCUUCUUCUCUUUGAUAAUGAAAUUUAUAUUAAUUUAUUAAUCUAUCGAUCCAUAAGGACUCAUCUAUCAUUGAUCUGGCCACAACAACAACAACAACAACAACAACAACAACAACACAUAACACCAACAACAACAAAAGAUAAUUAUAAUAAUAAUAGUGAAAGUACUAGUAAUAGUAAUAGUAAUAAUAGUAGCGGAGAUGAUAAAACAAUCCUUUAUUAUAAUGUAGAUCCUAGUCGAUGCACACAAUCACAUCCGUGCAACUUGGUUGGAGAUACUGAUCAUUGGACUGGUGGACAGUCACCCAAUUGCUCAUCGACCACACAGACUGCAGUUGUUUAUAUCAUUUCAAAUGGAACCGAUGUACCAGAGGAGACAUCUGCUCCGUCGUUGUAUUGGCCACUGGCUCGUAGUACCACAUCGACAACAUCAUAUGUACUGUGGAACACCACAUGCUCUAUUAUCAAGUUGGUGUGUAAUGGGAGUGACAUGCAAAUGACAGUGUCGUUGGAUGCUGACCAACCAAUCUUUGAUUUGGAGGUGAUUGGUGAAUCGAUGGUAAACGUUACACGUGAUCUGAAUGUUGGAAGGUUACAAGUAAACGAUACGGCACAGAUAACAGUGUGUAAUGCGACGACACUGCAGGUGGGUGCUGCAAUGACCAUUGAAGUGGGUGCGACGGUGACAUUGGACAAUUCGAGCGUGUUGACGACUUUGGACGAUGCCGUCAUCCGUGGCAAGGUAUAUGGCGGUAGUUAUGUUGCUCGAUUUGAGAUACAGGGUGCGACGGGCAUUGACACCGACUCGACAAUCCACCUGGUCAACGUGUCGAGCAUUGUGUUUAAUACGAUUGGGGUGACAAUCAACCAUGUCCAAGUCAGCACACCUCGUCUACUGACCACCACCAUCACACUGAUGAACACGUCGAUUGGAUAUCUCUCACAAGACACGUACCAGCGACGCAGCAGUGUUGUCAUACAGGGGUUCUUUGAAAACCACAUCAACCGCACAGGCACACUCCAAAGCACAGUCCUCAACCUCACGGCAACCACUCUGCCCGUCGUCUUUACAGUCGACGACUAUCUCAGCAUUGCAUCGGGGUCGAUUAUCUCCAACACACAAUACGCGACCGACUCUAUACUCAACCUUUCACCACUCUCUCGCGUCUACUCGCCAGCCAUUAUGUUUUCAGGUAGAGACACAGCCAUCAACAUCAACAAUGCUUCUAUUACUACACCCAAUUUACAGGUGCAUUUUGGUAGUAUUACUGUGACUGGAGAAUCGUCACAGCUCAUAUGCAAGAUAUCAAUGCUCAAUACAUCAACCAUUACUUUCAACUCUGAUAAUGCCGUGUUGACAGGUCGACUCGAGGUGGACAGCGGAUCAAACACAUCAAUCCAAGCAGACACGGUCAUCCGCGGUGACUUUGUCUUGGUCACUGGACAAACGUACAUCAAACCAUCAGCUCACCUAAACAUCUCUGGUAACUUUAUCAUGGGUCUUGAAAACUAUGAUAUCACUGAUUUCGGCACCACUCUCUACUUUAACAUUUCAGAUACGUCUCUACAACCAAUCAUGAUGGUUGACGGUAAUGUCGAUAUCAAAGGUGGAGCCAUCAGUGUCUCUUUGAUGGACUCUAUCCCGUCGUCAUCCAACUUUACCAAACUUCUCAUCCAAACAACAGCCAACCGCGUCUUUUGGUUGAAUGACUCUGUCUCUUCCAAUAGUGGUGGUCCCUAUAUCGACCUGUUUUACUCAGAGUUUAGAUUGCAACAUCACAGCGACAAUUCAACCUCACUUUACAUUGUCUAUACACGUCGACCUGGUGCACCUGGUCGCGAGCCCUCCCGUGCCCUUGCCGCAUGGGCCAUUGGCCUCAUCAUCGUCUCGGUCAUCACUCUAGUCAUUGUCAUUGGCGUUUUCAUCUAUCUUCGUCGUAGAGGACCUAGAUCUGGUUAUGGUCAAAUCAAUUGA
Messenger RNA from Cavenderia fasciculata, 2037 nucleotides. RefSeq lists its product as uncharacterized. Bases 1 to 2037 code for a protein of 678 amino acids. The transcript has 4 exons. NCBI's taxonomy places the organism in Eukaryota, Evosea, Eumycetozoa, Acytosteliales, Cavenderiaceae. The record is from RefSeq and is a predicted model, not a curated record.